AUGCUUUACACAGCCGUAGCGGCGUUGGCCAUUGCCACAACGCCCUUUGUAAGGGCAGGGAGCGCAGUCACUCCUCCAGCAGGCUCUCCUUGGGCCACCGCAUAUUCCAAAGCUCAGACGGCAUUGGCCAAGCUCUCGCUCCAGGAUAAAGUCGGCAUCGUGACUGGCGUUGGCUGGAACAAGGGGCCCUGCGUUGGAAACACAUCUCCAGCGUCAAGUAUCAGCUAUCCUCAGUUGUGUCUUCAAGAUUCACCACUGGGCAUCCGGUUCUCAACGGGCAACACUGCUUUCACGCCAGGCGUCCAAGCCGCCUCAACAUGGGAUCUAGAUUUAAUCGGCCAGCGCGGUCAAUUCAUCGGCCAGGAGAAUAAAGCCGCAGGCGUUCACGUCACUUUGGGGCCGGUGGCUGGGCCGCUAGGAAAGACGCCACAGGGCGGCCGCAACUGGGAGGGCUUCAGUCCCGAUCCAUAUCUCACUGGGUUGGCAAUGGCUGCAACCAUUAACGGCAUUCAGGGCGCUGGAGUGCAAGCAACUGCCAAGCACUACAUCCUCAACGAGCAGGAGCUGAACCGGGAGAGCAUGUCCAGCAAUGCUGACGACCGCACCCUUCAUGAGCUUUAUGCGUGGCCCUUUGCCGACGCCGUAAACGCCAAUGUGGCUGCCGUCAUGUGCUCGUACAACCGAGUCAAUAGCACGUAUGCGUGUGAGGACACGUAUACGCUGCAGACACUGCUGAAGAACCAGCUGGGAUUCCCUGGAUACGUCAUGACCGAUUGGAACGCGCAGCACUCGACUGUGCAAAGUGCGCUGGCAGGUCUCGACAUGUCGAUGCCUGGCACUGACUUCAACGGUGGCAGCCUGUACUGGGGAUCGGCUCUGACCAAUGCUGUGAACAGCAACCAGGUCCCUCUGAGCAGGCUCAAUGACAUGGUGACGCGUAUCCUCGCUGCGUGGUACUUGACGGGCCAAGAUUCGGGCUUUCCAUCAGUCAGCUUCAGCAGGAAUGUCCAGGGAAGUCACAACACCAACGUACGAUCCAUCGCCAGAGACGGCAUUGUACUUCUCAAGAACACCGGCAAUAUUCUGCCGCUGAAAACGCCGUCGAGCAUCGCCCUCAUUGGAUCAGCCACCAUUGUCGGUGCCCACGCAAAUAACUCGGCCUCAUGCUCUGACCAUGGCUGCAACCUUGGUGCCCUCGGAAUGGGAUGGGGAUCUGGUACCGCCAACUACCCAUACUUUGUGGCGCCUUACGACGCCAUCAACACAAAGGCUUCUUCGAUUGGCGCCAAACUGACUCUGAGCAGUACUGAUAACACCUCUGCUGGCGCGUCUGCGGCAAGCGGCAAGGACGUUGCCAUUGUCGUCAUCACUGCAGACUCAGGCGAAGGCUACAUCACUGUUGAGGGCAACGCAGGCGAUCGUAAUGACCUGAACGCAUGGCACAGCGGCACUGCUCUGGUACAGGCCGUGGCAGCAGCCAACAGCAACGUCAUCGUCGUUGUCCACAGUGUCGGCGCCAUUAAUCUAGAGCAGAUUGUCGCUCUCUCCCAGGUCAAGGCGAUUGUUUGGGCGGGUCUCCCCUCUCAGGAGAACGGCAAUGCGCUGGUCGAUAUCCUAUGGGGAGCCAUCAGCCCGUCUGGCAAGCUGGUGUAUACAAUUGCCAAGAGCCCAAGCGACUAUAACACGCGCAUUUCUUCGGGCGACGACAACUACAGCGAGGGGCUGUUUAUCGAUUACAAGCACUUUGACGACGCCGGCAUCACGCCGCGAUACGAGUUCGGCUUUGGACUGUCCUACACAAACUUUACCUACUCUGGCCUUUCCAUCACCUCAAACGCCAAGUCUGGACCAGCCACCGGCGCUGUGGUUCCUGGAGGCCCCAGCGAUCUGUUCCAGGAUGUCGCCACCGUGACUGUGAGCAUCAAAAACACUGGAGCCGUGACUGGCGCCGAGGUUGCCCAGCUGUACAUCACCUACCCGUCCUCUGCACCCAGAACCCCCGUGAGGCAGCUUCGAGGCUUCGACAAGCUCAGCUUGACGGCUGGCCAGAGCGGAACCGCGACGUUCAACAUUCGCAAGCGAGAUCUGACCUACUGGAACGUGGCGUCGCAGCAGUGGGUGGUGCCGUCGGGGACUUUUGGCGUGAGCGUUGGAGCGAGCAGCAGAGAUUUGCGUUUGACGGGAAGCUUCACGGUCUCAUAG
Messenger RNA from Trichoderma atroviride IMI 206040, 2202 nucleotides. RefSeq lists its product as uncharacterized. The record is from RefSeq and is a predicted model, not a curated record. Gene Ontology annotation, biological process: glucan catabolic process. Gene Ontology annotation, molecular function: beta-glucosidase activity. Lineage: Eukaryota; Fungi; Ascomycota; Sordariomycetes; Hypocreales; Hypocreaceae.